Messenger RNA from Daphnia carinata, 1612 nucleotides. It is a transcript of the gene Arr2, whose product is annotated as arrestin homolog. The transcript has 6 exons. The coding region runs from base 63 to 1250 and encodes 395 amino acids. Gene Ontology annotation, biological process: signal transduction; G protein-coupled receptor internalization. Lineage: Eukaryota; Metazoa; Arthropoda; Branchiopoda; Diplostraca; Daphniidae. Gene Ontology annotation, molecular function: G protein-coupled receptor binding. Gene Ontology annotation, cellular component: cytoplasm. The record is from RefSeq and is a predicted model, not a curated record.
AAGAGAAUUAGAGAGUCCAGUUGGUUUAAACGAAGUCAAGUCUUACCCAACCAACCAUCAAAAUGGUCGCGUCCGUGAAAGUCUUCAAAAAAACAUCUCCGAAUGCUAAGCUGACCGUCUAUCUGGGCAAGCGUGACUUCGUCGACCACCAGGACCAUGUCGACCCUAUCGAAGGUGUCGUCGUCGCCGACAACGACUACCUCAAGGGCCGCAAAGUCUUUUGUCAGGUGAUCGUGACCAUCCGGUACGGUCGCGAGCAGGAUGAAGUGAUGGGCUUGAAAUUCGUCAAGGAAUUGGUCCUCAUCAACGAGCAAGUGGUGCCCCCUCGUCGCUCUCAAGAUAAGAAGCUUUGCCCUCUUCAGGAUCGUCUGUUGAAGAAACUGGGAUCGAACGCUUACGCUUUCACGUUCACGCUCCCGACUACGGCUCCCGCUUCCAUCGUUUUGCAAGAAGGUGGUCGUGAUGGCGAUACCGCACCACCUGUCGGUGUUGAAUACGAUUUCUUGACCUUCGUUGGUGAGAAUGAAAACGAUCGCUCUCACAAGCGUUCUUCCGUGUCGAUGGCUAUUCGCAAGGUGCAAUACGCCCCGUUGACGCCCAGCUCGAAGCAGCCGAGCACGAUGGUGUCAAAGGGCUUCACUUUCUCCAGCGGCAAGUUGAAUCUUCAGCUGACGCUGGACCGGGAGCUCUUCUACCACAACGAGCAGAUCCGCUUCAACGUCAACGUCAAGAACGAGUCCAAGAAGACGGUCAAGGGCAUCAUGGUCGCCGUCGUCCAGAACGUCGAGAUUACGCUCAUCAACGGCCAUUACAACAAGCGCGUCGCCAGUCUAGAGACCCGCGAGGGAUGUCCCAUCACGCCGGGAUCUUCCAUGUCGAAAACCUUUGCCUUGACGCCGAUGAUGAACGGCAACAAGGACGUCCGCGGCAUCGCCCUCGACGGCCACCUCAAGGAUGAUGAAGUCAAUUUGGCAUCAUCUACCAUCAUCGCUGAAUGCAACGAAGCUACUGGUUUCGUUGUUUCGUACGUGGCCCGCGUCAAACUCGACUUGGGUUCCAUGGGCGGUGAAUUGGUGGCUGAUGUUCCAUUCAAGCUGAUGCAUCCAGCUCCAGGCUCGGCCAUGCAUCAAGGCAAGGGCAAAUUGACUAAAGCUGAUAGCCAACAAGGUCGUCAUGACUCCAACUACGCUCGCGACGACGACGACGAGAACAUUGUCUUUGAGGAUUUCGCCCGUCUCCGCUCCACCUAAACAGCAAAGGCAAACAACAGCUGGAACGACAACGGAUGAACCCUCGAAAAUAAUAAUCAAUAAUAGCAAAUGAAAUACUUAAAUUUCCACCUAUGACGUCACUUGGUUCUUUCAACGGAAUCAGGUUUCAGUUUAUAUCUGGCGUUUAUCUUUAUCUCUUCUCUCCUUCUUCUCUCCCUUUCUUUCUUCAUUAUAUAAAAAAAGAAAAAUUUAUGGGGAAAAUAUAUCCAACCUUGAGGGUCAACAAACAUCCAUUGUCCAACUCCCAUUUACAUUACACUAUAUGUAACCUCGAUGUAAACAAAAAAAAUAAUUAUGGAACUGGAAAGUAUAUGAUCAAUAAACAACAGAAAAUUCAAAAA